AUGAAGGCGAUCCUCACAGGGAUUAAUCCAAGCUUGUAUCUCCCUGGCUACUUCGACUCUACGACACUCGUGACAAAGAUCCUGGGUCUUAGUUGCUCGGUGGGUGCAGGUCUCGUUGUAGGCACGGAAGGUUGCAACGUGCACAUCAUGUCCAUCGUGACACACCAUCUUCUCCGACUGCCAUUUUACAGUGGCUUUAGUUCUCAUCUCAACGGCCGAAUCCAGCUCCUGGCAGCAGCAUGUGCAGUGGGUGUGUCAUCCCUGUUUUCCUCUCCAAUCGGUGGCGUGUUGUUCUCAAUGGAAGUCACCGCGACGUACUACCUCAUGUCGAACUACGUCAAGGCGUUCAUCAGUGCAGUGUCUGGAGCUGUGAUGCUUCGGAUGACGUUGGUUCUAGUGGAGAGUACUUCCAAGCAAGCGACCACAGCAAUUCUAGCCACGUCGUUCGGCGGGCACCCCUUCUCCAUCUGGGAGAUCCCAUUGUACAUGUUGAUGGGAGUGAUUCUGGGACUCAUGAGCACUGCGAUGAUCAAGUUACUACGAGUCAUUGCUGAGACUCGGAGAGAUUUACGCAAAUCCUCACACACCUGGAAGAGAGUUCUUGUCGAGUGGGUCGAUCCUUUCAUCGUCGCCGUUCUGUGUGGAACUCUGACUUACGCCCCGGGUGAGUUCGCCCGCAGCACGACGAUUUACACACUCUCAACGUUGUUCACGGAAUCGGAUCUCCCAGACUCGUUCACCAAGUUCUCCAAGUACUACACGCUCUCCGUUCUACCAGUCAUUUUCAUAUUCCUUAUGCCAGUGUGUAUUUCGCUCAAGAUGCCUACUGGCGUCUGGGUUCCCACGUUUAUCGGCGGUGCUGCUUUCGGUCGACUUUUUGGUGAGUCGUUGUCAGCGUUAUUCCCCAGUGUCGGGGCUAUCCCUGGCGCGUAUGCCCUUGCGGGCGCUGCUGCGUUUGGGGGCGCUGCCACGAAAGCUGUUUCUGUUGCUGUAAUCACUGUCGAAAUUACAGGUGAAAUGUCGUUGAUUCUCCCAAUCUUCUGUGCAGUGUUGGCCGCAACAGCAACGUCAAGCCUGUUCAAGGAAAAGUCAGUCUACGAUACACUGCUGAUAGUAAGCGGCACUCCAUUUCUCCCGAUGAUGGACUUUGAACCAGAUGCUUGUGCUGGAGAUAUCGUUGAAGUCUUCACAGUGUACAUCACGAAGAAAACAACAGUGGCAAGGCUACUACUGGCACUUCAUCGGCUGCCAAACCAGGACAUUCCUGUCGUUCAAGAUGAAAAAUCAAUGAUCCUGUUGGGAGUUGUCAGCUCCAUGCAUCUCAAAAAGUAUGUACGGGCGUAUUAUGCUGCGAACGGGCUUGACGAAGUGGAGCAGGAUCUCGGUGAAGAGCCCAAAUUAUCGUCGUCAGGUUUCUCUUGGACUACUAUGAUCGACGGCAUCAGAAGCAACCGGGUUGGAGGACUGAAUGGGAAUAGGUCGGUCGACGGGACGUACAGCGCGCUUACUUCGGCAGCUAAUCAUCUGGACGGCAGUGCUCGAACCCCGUUCCUGAUGAACGACGAGAAGAUGCUCAACUUGCUGAGUGAUGGAUGGUCCGCGUUCAAGAGAGCUAAAUUAAAUGACAGGGUCCAAAUCACGGAAGGGAAUACCUGCGUUAUCCAGCCUAUUGGCAUGACCAUCUCGAGCAGCACAUCUCUGGGUGACGUUCACAUGCUGUUCACUAUGCUGCGUUGUGACCACUGCUUUGUGUGCAACCGUGGCGCACUCGAGGGUGUUGUGACCAUGAAGGGCUUGCUGCAGUCCGGAAAAACUUACUGCAGCAGCUAG
Molecule: messenger RNA, 1830 nt
Organism: Phytophthora infestans T30-4
Lineage: Eukaryota; Oomycota; Peronosporomycetes; Peronosporales; Peronosporaceae
Product: Chloride Channel (ClC) Family
Exons: 1
Coding region: 1-1830 (609 amino acids)
Biological process (GO): chloride transport; transmembrane transport
Cellular component (GO): membrane
Molecular function (GO): voltage-gated chloride channel activity
Source: RefSeq, a predicted model, not a curated record